AUGUCUUCUCAUCAGGCGAAGCAGAUAAGCACAACUGGUAUGCACGAGAUCGGUAACCCCUCCAGCAUUGAGCUCGACGAUGCCAAUCUGGCACGUAUGGGGAAACGGCCAGUCCUGAAGCGAAAUUUUGGAUUGAUGUCGAUGUUGGGGUUUAGUUGUACUAUUCUGAUUACUUGGGAGGGAAUUGUUGUGUUGUUCCUCCAGGCAUACUCAAAUGGCGGCCCUGCUGGUGCAGUUUACGGCUUUAUCUUUGUCUGGGUCGGCGUUGCGUCGACUUUCGUCGUCCUUUCAGAGUUGGCCUCGAUGGCUCCAACUUCUGGCGGCCAGUACCACUGGUGCUCGAUGCUUGCCCCGCGAUCCGUCAUGAAGCUCUUUAGCUAUCUAACUGGUUGGCUUACCGUUAUCGGAUGGCAAGCAACAUAUGCAACCUCUUGCUUUCUAUGUGGAACCCUUAUCCAGGGCUUGAUUGUUCUCACACGGAGCAGCUACGAACCAAAGAAUUGGCACACAACACUGUUGUUCUGGGCUGUCGCAUUGUUCUCUGUUGGUAUCAACUCAGUCGGUGGGAAACUACUACCAAGAUUCGAGGGAUUCAUCCUCAUUCUACACAUCCUCGGAUUCUUCGCCAUCCUUAUUCCCCUUACUUACAUGGCGGACCAUGGAUCGGCGCAUGACGUUUUCACACAAUUUUUGAACAUGGGCGAAUUCCCGUCUCAGGGCCUUUCUUUCUUCGUCGGCAUGGUUGGGUGUAUAUUUGCAUUUGCUGGUGGCGAUGCCGCAGUGCACAUGUCCGAGGAAAUUACCAACGCGGCAACGGCAGUUCCGACAUCAAUUAUGCUCAGUGUUUUGAUCAAUGGAUCUCUGGGGUUCGGCAUGCUGCUGGCGAUGCUUUUCUGCCUAGGGGACAUCGAGGCCGCACUCGGGUCGCCCACUGGCUACCCUUUCAUGGCAAUUUUCUUGCAGGCGACAGGUUCCGUUCCUGGAACCGCAGUCAUGUCCUCAAUUGUCACCACAAUGGGUAUCACUACCUCUGUCGGCAUGUUGGCUUCUGCAUCGCGCCAGUUUUGGUCUUUCGCUCGCGAUCGAGGUAUUCCGGGUUGGCGAAUUUGGAGCCAGGUUCACGGAGGCACCGGUGUCCCCAUCUACUCUGUCCUUCUUACAACUUGUGUUGUCUGCCUCCUUGCUCUUAUCCCCAUCGGGUCCUCGGUCGCCUUCAAUGACCUCGUCGCCAUGUCUAUUUCCGGUCUUUACCUUUCGUACAUGGUCGUCGCUGGUCUACUCCUCUAUCGACGCUGCACUGGUGGCAUCAGCAAUGCCCGCAGCAGCGACUCAGCAGUUGUUAACACCGUCGGCGCGAAGCUUGUGUGGGGCCCAUUCCAUCUGCCAGGUAUUUGGGGCAUCUUGGUCAAUGCGUUUGCUCUGGUCUACAUGACUAUUGCGGUUUUCUUCAGUUUCUGGCCUCCAUCUUGGGUUGUUAAAGUUCAGACUAUGAAUUUCAGCGUGGUAGGAACCGCUGGUGUGAUCGUUCUCAGCCUUGUCUACUACGCCCUUCGAGCAAGAAAGGUGUACGACGGCCCGAUCGUGGAAAUUGAGUAA
Penicillium cataractarum is the source of this 1596-nucleotide messenger RNA. Its product is annotated as choline transport protein. NCBI's taxonomy places the organism in Eukaryota, Fungi, Ascomycota, Eurotiomycetes, Eurotiales, Aspergillaceae. Bases 1 to 1596 code for a protein of 531 amino acids. Gene Ontology annotation, cellular component: membrane. Gene Ontology annotation, molecular function: transmembrane transporter activity. Gene Ontology annotation, biological process: transmembrane transport. The transcript has 8 exons. The record is from RefSeq and is a predicted model, not a curated record.